Messenger RNA from Paraglomus occultum, 1465 nucleotides. The record is from the annotation of a GenBank genome assembly. Lineage: Eukaryota; Fungi; Glomeromycota; Glomeromycetes; Paraglomerales; Paraglomeraceae.
AUCAAAUCCGGUAUUCGAUUUAAUCUCGGUCCCCACAGACCCAACACAGGGUUACUCUCGACUUCUUGAAAUGUGGUAUUUAGAUUUCAAGAAUCGUGGACAUGACAGGAAAUACUGGCUUCAACCAAUAUACGGCUGUAUAACUUUAGGUCUGCGUGCUGAUUCAUACGACAUUGUCCUUAAUUGUGACGAGCCAAAUGCAUUUGUUAGUGCGGCAAUAUGUUUUGCAAGCGACUCUAUACAAAGUGUCGACAUAAAGAAGCGUUCAGGAAUAAAACUUGUGGAUUUCGGCUGUCAACAUGGGUUAUACGUUAAUGACGUGCUGGUUGAUGAUGAAUAUAUUGACCUCUCACAUGGUGAUAAGAUAGAAAUACCUAACGUUGUCGUAUUUGAGAUAAAGUGGCAUCCUAUUGUUAUUUGCAUACAAAAAAAAGAAUAUGGUUUCACCGAUGGCGAAGUAUACAAAUGGGAGAGCUGUUUGCGAGAUCACGGUAUGUGUCUCGAGAGAUCUGUCUUUCACAACGUUGCUUCAGCGGCUUAUCGUCCUCCUCCUCUGUCUACUUUAGAUAUUCAAUACUCGUAUGAAUGGAAUUCGGACUGUACGCAUCUUUUAAUGCGACACUAUAUAUUCGACUAUACCGUGCUUCAUGCUUUGGCCGAAGUCAAACCAAUAAUAAAUCCUAAAUGGAUAGAGAAUUUAGAAGUUAUGAGGGAUGGAACCCUACUCCGAUUGUUUCAUCUACCAGACGAAACCGACUAUCUUCCCGAAGCAAAGGAUGAAGUUCCUCGACUACAUUUAGAACUAUUUAAAACCAACGUGAAAAGAAAGACAUUAUUCUCUGGGACCGUGUUUGUGCUUCCCGAGGAGCAAUAUAACAAGACAAGCGCCGUGAUGCAACUAAUAAAGAAAGUCGGUGGAAAGAUAGAGCUGUAUUCGAUACCCACGCUAACUGAACAUGAGUUGUGUACUGUAAUUGCCAAGAAUGAGAUCAAACUUGCAGAUGCUCAUCGUGUCUGUUAUUUGACUCCAACAAACGCAGAGUUAUGCAGUAUGCUAUGUCUUAUUUUGAGGACCAUGAACAUGCGUUUAAUAAGCCAAGAUGAAGUGCUCACUGCAAUAUAUAAAGUUGACACAGACAUAUACUGUGAUCCAAAAAGCGAAGCAACGAGCUCCAAGCUACGUUUGAGGCCUCGCAUGAAAGAUCCCGCAGAGAAAAAGUCUGUUGCGUUCAAAGGAGCCCCAUGGCCAAAACGGAAGACUUCUCCAAAAGUGAAUGAUAUUGAUUUAAACAAGUAUCGGAAUUUCAAAAGCAGUAGAUUUAAACCCACCAAUAUAAAAAAGCACUCUAGUAAGACCGAACAAUCCGCUUAUGCGGAUGAUCCUAUGGACGUGGAUCCCGGGCAAAAUGACGAAUGGGUAGAUUGGGAGAACGAUCUGGAUGCACAAUCAAGGAGAGCCUGGUAG